AUGUUGUCAAAUAGCAGAUUAGCAGGAUCCAGAUUAUCCGCCGCUGUUUUCAGAUCUGGACUUGGGCGUGCUUCAAGACCUGUUGUUCACAAGAUUUUGACUCGUCGUCAAAUAUCCCAAUCUGCCCAACAACUGAAUAAUUACCAAGAGGAUCGAUUCAGAGAUGCUCAAGAAACCCUUGAGCCACUUGAUAGAAAUGAUACAUCAUACCAAAAUCUAAGGGCAUACAAUGCAAGAAAGUUAAGAGAAACAUUGGAUCUGCUCAAAAGUGCAAUGGAAGACCAAAAACCCGUUAAUGAGAUUCUUGAAAUUUUUACCUAUAGUCUAAAUGAUCUUGAUAGUACAGAACGUUCGUUUUUUCAAACAAGAACCAAGAUCGGUCCUGUUAUCAAUGAAAUGAUUGAUAUGGCAGAGAAAGAAUUAGCCAAUCCUGUUGAAGGUGCUACUAUUGUUACACCAGAUGAGAUUUUACAAAGUGCUAUUGCAUUAAAUGUUGCUGAUGUUAUCAAUUUUGAAAAAGUUAUACAGAUACAAUUCAAAAAUGGUCAAGUUUCAGAUGUUUUAUCAUUAUGGGUCUCAUACUUGGAGUAUGCUGCAACUUUAAACAUCACUUUCACUCCAAAUAUUUUGAAGAAUUACACUUAUUUAGCUUUCAUGGAAAGCUGCGCCAAAGAAAACAGAGAGUUGGAUGACCAAACCGUUGAAGCAUUAUUGCAAUCACCUCCAACUCAGAGAAUUGCAAAUUUGUCUAAAGUUGUGAAAGAGAAUGUACAAAAGAGCGACCCAAGAUAUAAAGUUCUUAUGGGAUGUCUUGAAAGAUUAUAUCUAAAAGACAAAAAUCCAAACUCUUUAGCCUUUUUAACGAAAGCUUCAGCUGCAGCUAAUACUGGGAACUCAAUGAGACUUGAUGAAAGCUAUGCUAACAUUGAAAAAGUCUCCAAGUUUACUGGUAUUAAAAUAAAUGAAGAAACAUUAACCCAUUUCAUGGGAUUCUACAAUAAGAUUGGACGUCAUUCAACAGCAAUGGGUUUUUGGAAUGAAAUUGUCAAAGCAGGUAUUAUUCCAUCUACAGCUGCUUGGAAUCAUCUUUUAGAUACUGCCAGAAAUUUGGGACCAAAAGAGAAACGAUUAUCCAAUGUUGAAGGUAUUUUUGAACAAAUCCCUGCAAAGAAUGAUGAUACAUAUGUUAGAAUGAUUUUGAUUUACUCCAAUUUCAAAGCAUAUGAUAAAUUGGAAGCACUCAUGGAUGAAACAAAACUAGCAUCUCCAGCAAUCGCACAAGUUUAUGCACAAAGUUUGAUAUCUAGAGGUGAAACUGAGAAAGCUCAAAAAAUCUUUGAGGGAUUGAAAAGCAAAAAUAUGGCAUUGAAUUUAGGCAGUUAUAACACUUUACUUAAAACUCACAUUAGACAUAAAGAUAUUAAAGCAGCCAAGAAAGUUUUAAAAGAAAUGAAAGCAUCAGGGGUCAAUCCAGAUGUUGCUACUUACUCUAUGAUUAUUGAUUUAACUUUCAAGGAAUCAAGAUUAAGAGGGGAUUUAAUCAAUGACGACGUUAUUUCAAAGAUUUUGGAGGAUAUGCGUUUGAAUGGUAUUGAACCAAAUACUUAUACUUUGACCAGUGUCAUUGAUGGUUUAGGUAAAGAUCCUGGGUAUGAAGAAUCUGCUUUGAAGUUAUUCCAAUAUUUACAAGAAAAGCACCUAGCUUCAUCAGUUACUUACGUUUCCAUGAUUUCAAAUGCUUUUAAUUAUGGUAAUACUAGACAAGCAGAGUUAUAUUUCAAAGAUUACAUUCAAGAGGGAUUCAAACUUACUGUUCCAAUUUGGAAUUUGAUUUUUGAAGGAUAUUUGAAAAACAGAAACUCAUCAAAAGUUGCUGAGUAUUACAAGGUUUUCAGACAAGCUGAUGAUGUAAUUUUCAAAAAAGCCAACAAAUUCACUUUAUAUUUCCUAUUGAAAACUGCGAAAAACCAUAGCGAUUUCGAAUUAGCAAAUUUGGUUCUUUCUGAUAUUGCAGAACAAGGAUUUGAAAAGAAACUCUCAACGCAAACAAUUGACUUGAUCAAAGAAUUACAAUCCAAUCCAAGUGUCACAAUUCCAGAGUCUGUUGAAGCCAGUUUGUAA
Molecule: messenger RNA, 2121 nt
Organism: Hansenula anomala
Lineage: Eukaryota; Fungi; Ascomycota; Saccharomycetes; Phaffomycetales; Wickerhamomycetaceae
Exons: 1
Coding region: 1-2121 (706 amino acids)
Molecular function (GO): protein binding
Source: RefSeq, a predicted model, not a curated record